Vitis riparia (riverbank grape) is the source of this 2442-nucleotide messenger RNA. Its product is annotated as receptor-like protein 6. The transcript has a single exon. Gene Ontology annotation, molecular function: protein binding. The coding region runs from base 11 to 2263 and encodes 750 amino acids. Lineage: Eukaryota; Viridiplantae; Streptophyta; Magnoliopsida; Vitales; Vitaceae. The record is from RefSeq and is a predicted model, not a curated record.
UGAAUUCCCCAUGGGGAUUUUCAAGCUGCCAAGCUUAGAACUCCUUGAUCUGAUGUCUAAUAGAUAUCUGACUGGCCAUUUUCCUGAAUUUCACAAUGCUAGUCACCUCAAAUAUUUGGAUCUCUAUUGGACAAGUUUCUCUGGUCAGCUGCCAGCUUCCAUUGGAUUCCUUAGUUCCUUGAAGGAAUUGGAUAUCUGCUCAUGCAAUUUCAGUGGGAUGGUUCCAACUGCACUCGGCAACCUUACCCAGCUUGUCCACCUGGACCUUUCAAAUAACUCAUUUAAGGGUCAGCUCACCUCUUCAUUGGCCAACCUUAUCCAUCUCAAUUUCUUGGAUAUUUCUAGGAAUGAUUUCAGUGUUGGGACCUUGUCUUGGAUUGUCAAGCUGACCAAACUCACUGAUUUGGACCUUGAAAAGACCAAUUUAAAUGGUGAGAUCUUGCCUUCUCUUUCAAACCUAACUGGACUGACUUAUUUAAACCUGGAGUAUAAUCAACUUACUGGUAGAAUUCCACCAUGCCUAGGGAACCUGACCCUGUUAAAAAACUUAGGUCUUGGGUACAAUAAUUUGGAGGGUCCAAUACCAAGCUCAAUAUUUGAACUGAUGAACCUUGAUACUCUCUUUCUACGUGCAAACAAGUUGAGUGGCACAGUGGAGCUGAACAUGCUUGUUAAGCUCAAAAAUCUCUACAGACUCGGCUUGUCUCAUAACGAUCUAUCAUUGCUCACUAACAACAGUCUCAAUGGUUCUCUUCCAAGGCUUAGGCUUUUAGGAUUAGCUUCAUGCAACUUGAGCGAGUUCCCACAUUUCCUAAGGAACCAAGAUGAAUUGAAGUUUUUAACACUUUCUGACAACAAAAUUCAUGGCCAAAUACCAAAGUGGAUGUGGAACAUGGGUAAAGAGACUCUUUGGGUCAUGGACCUAUCUAACAACUUAUUAACCCGCUUCGAGCAGGCCCCAGUUGUCCUUCCAUGGAUUACUCUACGAGUUCUAGAGCUUAGUUAUAAUCAGCUGCAAGGGUCCCUUCCAGUUCCACCAUCUUCCAUCUCUGAUUAUUUUGUCCAUAACAACAGACUAAAUGGAAAAAUUCCGUCGUUGAUCUGCAGCUUGCAUCAUCUUCACAUUCUUGAUUUGUCGAAUAACAACUUAAGUGGCAUGAUUCCUCAAUGUUUGAGCGACUCCACCGAUUCUCUAUCAGUGUUGAAUCUACGAGGCAACAACUUUCAUGGGAGCAUUCCUCAAACAUUCACCAGCCAAUGCAGAUUAAAGGUGAUUGAUUUUAGUUUCAAUCAGUUAGAGGGGCAGAUACCAAGAUCAUUGGGCAAUUGUAAAGAGCUUGAGAUUCUGAAUCUUGGAAACAAUCAGAUCAAUGAUACGUUCCCCUUUUGGUUGGGAUCUCUUCCAGAGUUGCAACUUCUCAUUUUGCGGCAUAACAGAUUUCAUGGCGCAAUCGAGAGUCCUAGAGCCAACUUUGAGUUCCCCACGCUGUGUAUCAUUGACCUCUCGUACAAUAAUUUUGCAGGAAAUUUGCCAGCAGGCUACUUUCUCACAUGGGUGGCCAUGAGCAGGGUCGAUGAAGAGCAUUUUGCAUAUAUGCAGUCAAUGACGGGAUUUGUCCUGAUCGAAUAUCGGCUAUAUGAAAACUACUAUUACUCAAUGACAAUGACGAACAAAGGCAUGGAAAGGGUGUACCCGAAGAUCCCUCGCAGUUUUAAAGCAAUUGAUCUCUCAAGCAACAAAUUUAUAGGAGAGAUCCCAAAAUCCAUUGGGAAACUCGGGGGACUUCAUUUGCUCAACAUUUCCUCCAACAGUCUUACUGGUCACAUCCCAUCUUUUCUUGGGAACUUAGCACAGCUUGAGGCACUGGACCUAUCUCAAAACAAUCUCUCAGGAGAGAUCCCUCAGCAGCUAAAGGGAAUGACAUUCCUUGAGUUCUUCAAUGUUUCUCACAAUCAUCUCAUGGGACCUAUACCGCAAGGGAAGCAAUUUAAUACAUUUCAGAACGACUCAUACGAGGGAAAUCCAGGAUUGUGCGGAAAUCCUUUGGCAAAGGAGUGUGGAAACUCUAAGUCAACAGCACCACCACCACUAACCGACAAACAUGGAGGGGACUUGGAGAGUGGCCGCAAAGUUGAGUUGAUGAUAGUAUUGAUGGGAUAUGGAAGUGGUCUGGUAGUUGGAAUGGCAAUUGGUUACACCUUAACCACAAGGAAACAUGAAUGGUUUGUCAAGACUUUCGGUAACAGGCAGAGAAAGUGUUGAAGGAAUGUUGCAGUAUCAGUAGAUGGAUUGAUGUAGAUCUUUGUGAUUUCCAUGUAAGAAGUAAAUAAAAGUUGCUCCUCUUUCUUAUGUAAUAUUUUUCCAUUUUACUUCUUCUGUUUUCUUUAAUUUGAGUUUUUUGUUGUAUGCAAUAGUUGGAAUGAAUACCUAUUGAUUGAGUA